UUAAAGUAGGGAGAGCAGCCAGACAGAGCGGUAUGACACUUCUUCAUUCUGCCGCACACGCCGGUGCAUGGCCCCAACACUGAGAGGGAGAGGAGGGAAUCCCCGGGUGUCGCCUCUCUCCUGAGCGACUCGCAUCCUAUAGCUUACUCGAUAGUUGGAUGCUCGACACUUUACGCUACAAACAAGCAUGGCUCGGACUUAAGUUUAGUGAAACGUCAGGUCACGAAGAGUCAAGACUGGAGCUAUUCAGACGCCUUACCAUCUUCAUUAUUUUAGAAAAUCGCACUGGAAAGAUAGUCUAAGUUUUCAUUCAUGAGGCAACCACCCAGUGAUUUCGAAAUGGCACUGAGCGGGACGCUUUUGCCAUCCAUAUCCACAUUUGCCAGCGGUGCAGCUGUCAAGAACAAACCAGCGGGACCGGCCAAUAUACGCUGGAAAGAGGAGCUGUCCCACCUAAAGAGACCCAGCCUGCCAACAGGUGGGAGCAACCCUGACCAGGAAAUCCCUUCCGGAAUGGCCAAGAAAGAGCCAGAAGACCUAGACUUGCUGGAUUAUGACUUCAUCCUGUCAAACACUAUGCUCCAGCAACAGCAGCAGCAGCAACAACAGCAGCAGGAGGCCUUGACAAGUGGUUCUAGAACUAUGUCGUCUUCCCCUGGAUAUAGUUCCUACCAGCUUCCUUCUCCCCAGGGCACUACUAGUGAUAUGCUGUACAUUCCAGAUAUCACUGAUGUCUCUCCCUCUGGGGGCUUUGUGGCCGAGCUCAUGAGGCCAGAACUAGACCCCGCUUAUUUGCAGCCUACCCCCAGUCUUCAUGGAAAGUUUGUGGUGAAAACCACCAUGGAUAUGGGAGAUUAUAAUCAGAGUGUCAGUGUCAGCAAAGCCGGUGCAGUCUCGGAUCCCUCACUGGCCUUCGUUUGCCAUCGAAUUAAGCAGGAGAGCCCUAGCACGUGCACUAUCACACGGCCCAUUGACAUCCACCUGGGUGUCAGCUCCAGACAUGGGGCCAGCCAAAGGGCCCCUGGACUUGACUCCCAUGCAUUCCCUGGAGGACACCCUUUGGCCACCAGAGGCUCUUCUGCUUCCCUAUCCCCAGAUGACCACCACCCCUCCACUCAGGUCUUAGGUCGACCACAGCUGCCUCUGUCCCCAGGAUACCACACCUCACCGAGCUUCUCCCCUUUCCCUCAGCCUCCAUCCCUACAGUACCAAGAGCUCAUGUCUCCAGCUGAGUGCUUGCCUGAAGAACCUAAGCCCAAACGGGGCCGGCGCUCCUGGCCCAGGAAACGGAUUGCCACACACACCUGUGACUAUGCAGGCUGUGGCAAAACCUACACAAAAAGCUCACAUCUGAAAGCACAUCACAGAACGCAUACUGGAGAGAAGCCUUAUCACUGCGACUGGGAGGGAUGUGGCUGGAAGUUUGCCCGCUCUGAUGAACUUACAAGGCACUAUAGGAAGCAUACAGGUCACCGGCCCUUCCAGUGUCAGAAAUGUGACCGGGCUUUCUCGCGCUCGGACCAUCUUGCACUGCACAUGAAACGACACUUAUGAGCUCAGUGGAAACACACAAAACUGAAAUCACAAUGAGCUCAUACGGCUCCUAAGACAUGCAUUGCCUUUCAGAUGCUCACUAAAAUUGUAUGACAAGCUGUGUUGUCCACGGCUAAUAGCAGCCAUUUAGGGCUUGCAGAUAUAUUUUUAUGGUGUUUUUGUUGUCUUCCAUUGGCUGGUUAUACUUGGAGACCUUUUAUGUUUUCCUUUGUUCCUUGGGAUGGAACUGGAAUUCAGCUCUUUCACAAUAUUGACAAAACUUGGAGGACCAGGUGCCAAAGUAUGACUGGAAAUAUAUGAAUAUCAGGGAUGUUAAAAACAGACAGAAUUGUAUAUGUAAACAGAGGCCUUCAUAGACAUUCCAUUGUAUUUACGAAUACACACUGUUCAACCUACUGUCUAAUAAAUCUAUUUUUAUAUUACUUUUGCAAACCAUUAAUUUCAGGUACAUACAUGUUUAUCUGUCAGAGGAUGGUGCUCAGUAACUCAUCAGUGUUUUAAAGGUACCAAAGAGGAAAAUAGAUUUCAUACAAAAUGUCAAAAGUGCCAUGUUAUUAUCUGUGCAUUUCCUGGAGUUGAUCUAUCUUCCACAUCUUGUCUUCAAUCAGGUGAAUAUAAGGUGUCUGAAUGGUAAUAGCAAUCUGAGCUGCACUGUGGCUGAAAAGUGCAAUACUUUGACAAUAUGACAUGCAUAUUUUUGUAAAAAAAGAAAGAAAAGUAAAGAAAAAUGAAACAAAGGAUAAAUAGAUAAUGUUACAAAGAAGAAUAAAACAACUGAACAAAAGUUUUGUUAUAGACAAAUAAUGUAAUAUAAUCUUCUGUUUUGUAUAUUUGUGAAUAAUGUUUUGUAAAGGUUUUGUAUUUUAUGUAUUCAAUACUCUGUAAACAGGAAUUAAAAAUGAGCCUUUC
This is a messenger RNA of Alosa alosa (allis shad), 2463 nucleotides long. RefSeq names its product Kruppel-like factor 4 (gene klf4). Gene Ontology annotation, biological process: regulation of transcription by RNA polymerase II. The coding region runs from base 313 to 1554 and encodes 413 amino acids. The transcript has 5 exons. The record is from RefSeq and is a predicted model, not a curated record. Gene Ontology annotation, molecular function: RNA polymerase II cis-regulatory region sequence-specific DNA binding; DNA-binding transcription factor activity, RNA polymerase II-specific. Lineage: Eukaryota; Metazoa; Chordata; Actinopteri; Clupeiformes; Clupeidae.